UGAGGCAUGAAGAGGAGGCUCCCGGGCGGGAGCGGGGCUGAGGCGGGUCCAGGCCCUGCGCGGCUGCCGACCAGCCGCCCCAUGCGGGCUCCGUCCCCCCGCGGCCCCUCGCCGGGAUGGAGAUGCCCGGUUGCCGCCUGCGCCGCCGCCAGCUCCCCGUCCUGCUGCUGUGGGUUAAUGGUCUAAUGACGCUUGGAUUUGCAGGUGCAUAUCAGCAGACUCGUCUCUGCAAUGAAUCUCUCAUGUUAGAAAAGUUGCCUGCCUGUGGGAAAUCCUUUGAAGAGAUGAUGAAGAAAGUGGACUCCAAAAAAUGGUGCAACCUGACAGAAUUCAUCAUGUAUUACGACAACUUUACCCAGUGCACAGAACGUGAAGCCAACAGCGCCAGCUGCUUUUGGCCAAACCCCCUGGCUGAGGGCUUUAUCACUGGAAUUCAUAAACAAUUCUUUUCAAACUGUACUUCAGACAAGGUUCACUGGGAAGAUCCACCAGAUGAAAUUCUCAUAACUCUCAUCUUGAUCCCAGUCAUGUUGACGUGUGCCAUGAUAACACUGGUAGUGUGGUGCAGCAAGAGAAGCGAUAUCCUGGUGUGAGCUGCUCCUCAAGGCUGAUUUUCUUCUCCAUUUCCUCCUUCCAAAAACACUAAGGAAAUAGGACAAAGAGAGAAACUCGGCAUAAAGACUUCAGACCUGCUAACGUGGACCUGUGAGAUACUGAGACAGAGACAGUGCUCCUGUGAGCAAAGAGCUGCCUGCUGCUGAAGGUCACUGCUCCUGAGCUUGGCCAUCGGUGCUGCUGGUGCAAAGCUCUCUACUUCCACUGGACCUCAUCAUCAUGGAAUUCAGAAGCAGCUCCCAGAAACAGGAGAGUUCCCAGGGGAAUGGACUUCUUAGCUACAGAAGAGGUAAAGUGACUUUCCUGUGGGUAAUGCUGGUUGUCAAACUAGGUUUUGCAAAACCACAUGAAGUGUGUGUACACAUGGUGUCACACUGCCUGCAGGGCAGGUGCCAUCUCUGGAGUUUUUGCGCAGGGCACUUGAGAUUUUCACCUGUGAUCUCUGUGACUUAGUAGAAGAUCCCUGGCAAAGGAACUGAAUAUGGAUCUAGUGAAAUGGCAACUUUUCCUGGAAGUGAGCCCAAAGCAUCCUUAUCCAGAACUGAAAGCGUUGUCCUGGCAAAGGAACAAUGCCUUAUGCCCAGUGACUGCCUGCAGGGGAAUUACAACGCCGCUUCAUACCAUCCUUUCUAAAAUGCCUUUACGCAUGGCUGCUUGGGGCUGUAUGGCUUACCAACAAACCCUGGGGAGAUCCACAGGUCUUAUUUCACACAGCUGGAAAGCACGAGGGCAAAUGGAUUAUGAAUCUGCUAAGGAGUAGCAAAGCAACUUUCACACACCAAACGAUUUUUCCUCUUUUGUAAUUAUCCUUUUUGACGACUUGUGUUCACUUUGUGCUCCCCUCUCCCACUUCAGCUUGUGCAAGUGAUAGCCCCCAAAUAAAUACACAGGCCUCAACUUGACUGAGGCCCCUUUCGGGAUGUAAUUGUGUACAUAAAUAGUUCUUCAUCCCCUGAAGAGUGUGGGAGCUAAAGCCUGAACAUCAGAGCCUGGAGCAGAUAAAAGAGGAAAGAGAAAACAAUCGACUGAGAAAUCUUAUUCUAUAAAGUUAUUCCUAAGUGACUGUUUAAAUAAAGA
Dryobates pubescens (Downy woodpecker) is the source of this 1692-nucleotide messenger RNA. RefSeq names its product receptor activity modifying protein 3 (gene RAMP3). Gene Ontology annotation, biological process: intracellular protein transport; protein localization to plasma membrane; calcium ion transport. Gene Ontology annotation, molecular function: coreceptor activity. The record is from RefSeq and is a predicted model, not a curated record. The coding region runs from base 117 to 593 and encodes 158 amino acids. Gene Ontology annotation, cellular component: signaling receptor complex; cell surface; membrane. The transcript has 4 exons. Lineage: Eukaryota; Metazoa; Chordata; Aves; Piciformes; Picidae.